AUGGCUUUCGCUCCUCGUGGCCGUGGUGGUCCUCCCCGUGGUGGUCGUGGUGGCGCUCCUCGUGGCGGCGCUGGUGGUCGUGGCGGUUUCGGUGGUGGUCGCGGCGGUGGCUUCGGCGGCCGUGGUGGUGGCCGUGGUGGUGCUCGCGGUGGCCCUCCUGGUCGUGGUGGACGCGGUGGCCGUGGUGGCCGUGGCGGUGCUCGCGGCGGUCGCGGUGGUGCUGCUGGCGCCAAGGGUGGUGCUAAGGUCAUCAUUGAGAACCACCGUCACGCUGGUGUCUUUGUUGCCCGCGGUGGUAAGGAGGAUCUGCUGGUCACCAAGAACCUGACUCCUGGUGAGGCUGUCUACGGUGAGAAGCGUGUCUCUGUCGAGUCCCCCGCCGGUGAUGAUGGUGUUGUCACCAAGACUGAGUACCGUGUGUGGAACCCCUUCCGUUCCAAGUUGGCCGCUGGUAUCCUUGGUGGUUUGGACAACAUCUACAUGAAGCCCGGUUCCAAGGUUCUCUACAUCGGUGGUGCCAGUGGUACUUCCGUCUCCCACGUCGCUGAUAUCGUCGGACCUACCGGCAACGUUUACGCUGUCGAGUUCUCCCACCGUUCCGGCCGUGAUCUGAUCGGCAUGGCCACUCACCGCACCAACGUUAUCCCCAUUGUUGAGGAUGCCCGUCACCCUCUCCGCUACCGCAUGCUUGUCCCCAUGGUUGACGUGAUCUUCGCCGACGUUGCCCAGCCUGACCAGGCCCGUAUCGUCGGUCUCAACGCCCACAUGUUCCUCAAGGAGGGUGGUGGUGUCCUCAUCUCCAUCAAGGCCAGCUGUAUCGACUCCACAGCCGCCGCCGAGGUUGUGUUCACCCGCGAAGUCCAGAAGAUGCGUGAGGAGAAGAUCAAGCCCAAGGAGCAGCUUACUCUGGAGCCCUUCGAGCGUGAUCACUGCAUUGUUGGUGGUAUCUACACUCGUUCCACAUAA
Penicillium oxalicum is the source of this 966-nucleotide messenger RNA. RefSeq names its product rRNA 2'-O-methyltransferase fibrillarin family protein. Gene Ontology annotation, biological process: box C/D sno(s)RNA 3'-end processing; rRNA methylation. The transcript has 3 exons. The coding region runs from base 1 to 966 and encodes 321 amino acids. The record is from RefSeq and is a predicted model, not a curated record. Gene Ontology annotation, molecular function: RNA binding; rRNA methyltransferase activity; histone H2AQ104 methyltransferase activity. NCBI's taxonomy places the organism in Eukaryota, Fungi, Ascomycota, Eurotiomycetes, Eurotiales, Aspergillaceae. Gene Ontology annotation, cellular component: nucleolus; small-subunit processome; box C/D methylation guide snoRNP complex.